This is a messenger RNA of Sorghum bicolor (sorghum), 2471 nucleotides long. Its product is annotated as mannosyl-oligosaccharide 1,2-alpha-mannosidase MNS3. Gene Ontology annotation, biological process: carbohydrate metabolic process; N-glycan processing. NCBI's taxonomy places the organism in Eukaryota, Viridiplantae, Streptophyta, Magnoliopsida, Poales, Poaceae. Bases 231 to 2159 code for a protein of 642 amino acids. The record is from RefSeq and is a predicted model, not a curated record. Gene Ontology annotation, cellular component: membrane; endoplasmic reticulum; trans-Golgi network. Gene Ontology annotation, molecular function: calcium ion binding; mannosyl-oligosaccharide 1,2-alpha-mannosidase activity. The transcript has 6 exons.
AAAUCAAACGCCCAAAGUAAAUUACGACGGUAAGCAAACGAAACAGGGAGCCGGACAUCCAACCGGAUCCGCAACGGGCUUCUCCGUCGGUCGCGGUCUUCUCCCGUCCGCACGGCGUCCAGCUCCCGUCCCACUCCCCACCCGGAUCUCGCGCGCGACGCAGCGCAGGCGAACCCCGCCUCCUUCCAGAAGCCUCUAGAAGGCCCCUUCCUCACCCCGCUCCCGCGCGGAUGAGCGGCACCUCGGGGCCCCUCCCCUACUCGAUGCGCGAUGUGGGCGCUGGCGGCGCCUACAACAACGCCAAGUUCCGCCACCGGUCUCGACUCAAGAUAGUUCUACAGUCCUUGGCUACUAACAGCAGCAAAUACCGUUGUGGAAAGUUCACUGUUGGUAAAUUCUUGAGUCUGUUGAUGGUUUCUGGCUUAUUGUACUUAUUUCUGCACAAAGGCUCAGAGGGUAUUGUAUCCAGUGAGCUACAUGGCAAAGAAGUACAGAAUAAAAACGUCAGGAGAGCUCCCAAUAUACGCAGAUUCUGGAGAAAACCACCAAGGCUGCCCCCACGCCUCCCUCCAAAUGAAAUCUACAAAAAUAAUUCUCUGCUUCAGCAGUCUCCAUCUGAGUGGACAUCCAGGCAGAAGAAAGUUAAAGAAGCAUUUGAACAUGCAUGGUCCGGUUACCAAAAGUAUGCAAUGGGUUAUGAUGAGCUUAUGCCUCUGAGCCACAGAGGCACAGAUGGGUUAGGUGGUCUAGGAGCUACUAUUGUGGAUUCUCUGGACACUGCGAUAAUAAUGGGUGCUGAUGAUGUUGUUUCUGAAGCAUCAAAAUGGAUUGAAGACAACCUAAUGCAAAGAAUCAGUGAGAAAGGGCAGGUUAACUUAUUCGAGACUACCAUCCGUGUCUUGGGAGGGCUUCUUAGUGCAUACCAUUUGAGUGGUGGUCAUCAUCCAGGGGCAGGUGACUCCGGAGUACCAGUAACAUAUAAAAAGGCUAAUCCAGAGCGACUUUUGGAAGUUUCAAAGGAUUUAGCCGACAGGUUAUUAUUGGCUUUUACAUCAAGCCCAACAGCUAUACCUUUAAGUGAUGUUAUACUUCGUGACCACACUGCACAUGCAGCCCCUGAUGGCUUAAGCAGCACUUCAGAGGCUUCAACGUUGCAACUAGAGUUCAGUUACCUCAGCAAAGUAUCAGGGGAUCCUAAGUAUGACAGGGAAGCAAUGAAGGUGUUAGAGCAUAUGCAUACACUCCCAAAGGUGGAGGGUCUGGUGCCUAUUUACAUCAACCCCUCCUCUGGUCAAUUUAGUGGUGAGAAUAUUCGAUUAGGAUCUCGAGGGGACAGUUAUUAUGAGUAUCUGCUAAAAGUGUGGGUUCAGCAAGAGGAAUAUCGUGACAGUAGUUUGAAGUAUCUAUUUGAAAUGUAUACUGAAGCAAUGAGAGGGGUCAAGCAUCUUCUUGUUCGGAAAACUGUUCCAAAUGGGUUGGUAUUUGUUGGGGAACUUCCAUCUGGACAAAAUGGUGGGUUUAGUCCUAAAAUGGAUCACCUGGUGUGUUUUCUUCCUGGUACCCUUGCUCUUGGUGCAACUAAAGGUAUCACAAAGAGAAAAGCUCUUGAAAGUAACUUGUUAACUGAUGAAGAUAAAGAAAAUCUCCAGCUUGCUGAAGAUCUUGCCAAAACAUGUGUUGAGAUGUACUUUGUGACCUCUACCGGCCUUGCUCCUGAAAUAGCUUAUUUCCACAUUGAGGGUGAUACAGAAGGGGGGCCUGAUGGUGGGAAUAAAAGCUCCAAGUAUAUCAAUGAUAUCAUAAUAAAACCACUUGACCGUCACAAUCUUCUACGCCCAGAGACUGUGGAAUCACUAUUUGUUUUGUAUAGAAUCACAGAGGAUCCCAAGUAUAGGGAGUGGGGUUGGCAGAUCUUUCAGGCUUUUGAGAAGUACACAAAAGUUGAUUCUGGUGGUUACACAUCAUUGGAUGAUGUCACAAGCCUACCUCCUUCUACAAGAGAUAAAAUGGAAACUUUCUUCCUUGGAGAAACAUUGAAGUAUUUGUAUUUGCUGUUUGAUGAAAACAAUACCCUUCCCCUAGAUAAGUAUGUAUUCAAUACAGAGGCCCAUCCUCUUCCAGUUAUGCGGUCUGCAGAACGGGCUUCACAUUCUGUGUAGUUUCCCAAGAUUAUAGCUGUUGUACUAUGGUGAGAAGUACAGAUCUGUGACAAAUAUACUUCACAACAUAGUUGGAGGAAUGAGAAAUUGAGAAUCCCUUGCGUGACCUGUUCUUGGAGGCAAACUCAUGAUUCUGGAAACGUCAUGCUUGAUUUGAGGAUUUGGGGUUUUUACUUGUAUUUAUUGGAAGGCCAUACAACUUUUGUACUCUGUAGUCUGUACUACCUAACUUGAAAUUUUGAAAUCAGCUAGCAAUUACACCAAGAUUUUUAUCUUCAAGAAUUGUAUGAUCAUGCGUCAGCCAUUCGUUCU